Molecule: messenger RNA, 303 nt
Organism: Geodia barretti
Lineage: Eukaryota; Metazoa; Porifera; Demospongiae; Tetractinellida; Geodiidae
Source: the annotation of a GenBank genome assembly
GCAGCAUUGUUGGCUUGUAGCCAAGGAAAGGUAGACCAGAUAACAAAGAGUAUUGGAAAUGCAGUGGCCCAGAAAGUGUGUGCUGGUAAACCAUCAGUGAAGGAUGUGUUCCCCAAAGCUAGAAAAACUGAUGUAGCUACACAAAGUGCCUCCCUCUUUCACUGAGACAUCCUCACUACAACAUAUCACAGUGAUAGAUAGAAUGGAAGGACUGAAGAGACAAAGGUAAAUACCAGUCUCCACGAUGAGGACCCUGAGUAUAACUACAUGUGCCCAGACUGAGGUCCACAUAGGAAUGGUUGG